Molecule: messenger RNA, 948 nt
Organism: Neurospora tetrasperma FGSC 2508
Lineage: Eukaryota; Fungi; Ascomycota; Sordariomycetes; Sordariales; Sordariaceae
Exons: 5
Coding region: 1-948 (315 amino acids)
Source: RefSeq, a predicted model, not a curated record
AUGCCGGUAGGAAGCAGAGUAAAGGAAGUUGGCACAGCAUUUCAGUUCCUUCCACCUUCCAGCCCUAACUCAGUUCAAAUCGCAACAGCACCGCAAGCGAAGAAGACUCCAGUUUCGUCUCUUCCUUCAUCUCCGUCUGUUUCCAGACCUGUUCCCGCCUUCCCAACCUCAGUGCUACUUCCACCCGCCAUGUCCGACAAGCACGCCGCAGCCCAGGCGGCGACUGCCAAGAAACAGAAGAGUCCCACUCUUGAGCCGCCGAGUUUGAAGCAGCACAGAGUCGAGGCAGUAGCAACACCAGCUGUUGAAGAUCAUGGGGAGACUGUUGAGAAUGACGAUGACGACGAUGAAUACUGGUCCGGGGAAGAGGAUUUUGUCUUCGACAUCAUGUCAGAAGAAGAGAUCCAAGAAAAAGCAGACAGGCUGCGCGAGGAAAUCCGUGUUGCUUUGUGUAACGGAUUGGUGUGGAAGCCAUCUUGUGUCAAGGGCAACUCUGCGGUAAAUGUCGAGGUCAAGGCUGAUCACUACCAAGUCGCCAAUUGGGCGUUUGGGGGAAGCCGGGAUCCCAGUGACGAAACAUGGGGAGCGAUGGAUUACCCGACCGAAGCCUUCAACGAGGAUUUCGGGCCAAUCCGCAACCUUACUGGCUCCACACCUCUUGCGCUCACCGGGACCCAUGUGCGCAUAAAUCUGUACCACGAGAGUUGGAACUCCAUGGAGUAUCCAUGGCAACAAACCAUUGCUGUCAUUGUCAGUGCCUCCUACGGCACACAUGAGGCUCGGGAUAGACUCCAGGACACGGAUGUCUGCCCGUCAGACCUAGAGGGUAUGUUUUCGUCUGAUGCCGACGACUACGCUUCUGUCAGUGGAGAAGACGAUGGUGAAGGGGACGCCCUUCAUGAGGAGGAGAUUGAGAAUACUGGGGAGCUGGACCCAUCUGUACACUAG